Molecule: messenger RNA, 936 nt
Organism: Juglans microcarpa x Juglans regia
Lineage: Eukaryota; Viridiplantae; Streptophyta; Magnoliopsida; Fagales; Juglandaceae
Exons: 3
Coding region: 103-729 (208 amino acids)
Source: RefSeq, a predicted model, not a curated record
CAUGCGCAAGUGCAACUCUCCUGCUCCUCAACUGUAUAACAUUAACAUCCAUCCUUCUUUCACGGGUGAGCUGCUCCAAGACGGAAGAAAUUCUCAUCGACCAUGGCGAAGAAGAGGAAGUCCGACGCCACGCGCCUCGAUGAGGUGGAUCGUAGCAUCUACACCAGCUUCUGCAGCGCCGCUAACUCCCUUUCCCAGCUCUACACCCACUCAAUGAACCAACAGCGCCUCUCCUUCCAAGUCGGUGAACGUCACGCGCUGGACAAACUAUAUCAAUUGGUUUUGAGACAACAAGAAGAGGGAUCAAGAGUGACAACAAUGGAUAUCGUUUCUUAUUUGCAGAAUGAGCUUGAACAUGGAGCAGAUGAGCCCCCAAUGUCACCCAGGCUUCCAUUUCAAAACCAGCACGCCCAGAAUGCAAUGCACCCGACUAUUUUGGGUUCCCCUGUCUCUUCUGGUCCAUUUAGGGUAGCAACGGUGGGCCAUGGAGUUCGUUCUGGGCAAUCUGAUAAUCAGCCUAGGAACUCGGUAUUCUCAAAUGCUCUCUCCAGCCCGGUUCGUCGGAGCAUUCAGUCCUAUCACCAAUCGUUAUCACAAGGGGGUUACCAAGGACCUCGGAAUGGUGAGACAAACAUUUGUCAUCUCCAAAACAGGGAUACGAACUCAGCAAACUUCAAUGACUGCAUGGACAUGCAUGCAGAUAGUCCAGCUCAUGAUUUUCGAUACUGAAAUUACUUUAGGGAAAGGUGGGAGAAAGGAUAAAUGGUCAGAAAGUCUUAUGUCGUUAGAGAUGUUGAAACUGUUUCAAAUUUAGAUUAUUUGACUUUUAUUCGUUUACUAUUUCUCUUAAAACUUAGUGGUUGAAUCUGAAUAUACGGCUAACGGUAAAGUAAUGGAUGAAAUAUAACAAUAAUGGCAAUUUAGAAUUUCCCACAA